AUGGAGCCGAGCCCAAUCAGUGCCUCGCUGGGCGCCAUGGGCUCGCUCCCACGGAAGCUCGACGAGCUCCUGGCGACCGGGCACUGGGCACUGAAGGGGGCCGUCACGGAUGAGAUCGAGCAGCUGGCAGCCGAUCUCCACACUCUGCACGAGCUCCUUGUGAAGCUCUUGAAUGCUCAGGACCCUCCCCUGGCGGCGAGGUACUGGAUGAAGGAGGUGCGGGAGCUGUCCUACGACAUGGUGGACUGCGCGGAUCAGUUCGUCCGCGCUGACGGCCGCGCCAAGAUCCGCAGAGCUGCUCGCCGGAAGACUAUCACCCGGUUGAAGCUCAGCCGCCUUCCGGAGAGGUGGAGGUGGCGCCGGUGGAUCGCGGACAAGGUCUCAGAAUUUAGGAGUCGAGCGCAGGAGGCGACCCAUCGGUACUGGAGGUAUAAGCUUUAUGAUUGCGCCUCAGAUCCUGGAAACUCUGGUGUGGGCAGCCCUGAGCUUCCGGUUGUUUCGCUGGAUACGGGUGAUCUAGUUGGCAUAGAAGGCCCAGUGGAUGAGCUUCGCCGGUACUUGAUUGACGGAGAAGAGGAGCUCAAGGUAGUGUCGAUUUUUGGUGUGGGAGGAAUCGGCAAGACCACUCUUGCACAAAAAUUAUGGGGUAUGCUCCGCGGACAGUUCGAGUGCCGGGCAUUUGUGCGGACAGCCCGAAAGCCCGAUAUGAGGGGAAUCAUCAGGAGCAUACUCUCGCAAGUCCGUCAGCACCAGCCGCCGGACCCUGGCGAGAUGGCCCACCUGAUCCGUGAUCUCAGGGAAUAUCUACGUGAUAAGAGGUACUUUAUUAUAAUUGAUGACUUAUGGGCUACAUCAGUAUGGGAUGUUUUAAGUCGUGCUUUCCCAGAGGGUAAUUGUUGCAGCAGAAUAAUAACUACAACAGAAACUAUGGAAGUAGCUAUGGCAUGCUGUGGUUUUUGCCCUAAGCAUAUUUUUAAAAUGGAAUCUCUUAGUGAUGAUGACUCGGAGAAAUUAUUACUCCAAAGAGUUCUUGCCUCAGGGGUUCAACAAUUUGAUAAUGUUCUACCCCAGAUUAAGAGAAAUUGUGGUGGCUUGCCAUUAGCAAUCAUCAUUGCAGCCAGCCUUUUGGCAAGCCAACCUGAGAAAUUAGAGCAAUUGGGAUGUAUGCAGAAUUCUUUUGGGGCAAACCAUACCAUGGAUGGAUUUAUGGGGCAAAUAUUAAACAUGAGUCUAAGUAGUCUUCCACAUUAUUUAAAGACAUGUCUGCUUUACCUUAGUAUCUGUCCAGAGGGCUGCCAAUUCUUGAAAGGUGAUUUGGUAAAGCAAUGGGUAGCUGAGGGCUUCAUAUGUGCAAAAGAAGGGGAAGACAUGGAGGAAGUUGCCGGGAGCUAUUUUGAUGAGCUUGUCAGUACAGGCCUGAUCCAAGCUAUGGAUAUCAACUAUAAUUAUGAGGUUUUGUCUUAUUCAGUGCAUCACAUGGUACUUGAUCUCAUUACAUACAAGUCCAUUGAAGAGAAUUCUAUCACUCUAGUCGAUUUUUCUCAAAUGGCAAUACCGGUUACUGAUAAAGUUCGUCGAUUGUCGCUCCACUUUGGUAGUGCAACAUAUGCAACCAUGCCAUCAAGUGUCGGAUUAUCACAAGUUCGAUCACUCUUCUUUUCUGGCUUGUUUAACUGUGUGCCUUCAUUCAUGGUGUUUAAGCUUCUUCGAGUUCUAAUUCUUCAUUUUUGGGGUGACAUUGGAAACACGAGUUUCAGCCUUGAAGGAAUUUGUGAACUGUUUUGGUUGAGAUAUUUGCAGGUCACAUGUAAUGUCACUGUAAAGCUUCCAGAUGAGAUUGAACCGAUGAAACACUUGGAAACACUGGAAAUAAAUGCAGAAGUAUGUGCUGUUCCACCGGACAUUGUUCGACUUUCUAACUUGUUGCAUCUCCGUCUUGGAAGUGGGACAAAUCUACCCGACGGGGUUGGGUGCAUGAGGUCUCUACGUACACUCAUGUAUUUUGACCUUGGCAGUAGCUCUGAAGACAAUCUAUGGGGCCUUGGCGAUCUUACAAACCUGCGGGAUCUUCAUCUCACCUAUUCUUUGUCACUAUCUGGUGAACAUUUGAAGGAAAAACUGAUAGCUCUGGCUACAUCACUUGGGAAACUGGGUAACCUCAAAUCUUUCACGUUGGCUUCUGGUACUGCUGGCACGGCUGUUCUUUUUGAUGGCUCGAGGAGCAUGUACUCUACUCCUGUCUUUCUCGAGAGGCUUGAGUUGUUACCAUCGAUAUGCGCCUUUUCUAGAUUUCCCAAGUGGAUCGGAUAA
This is a messenger RNA of Triticum turgidum subsp. durum (durum wheat), 2310 nucleotides long. Lineage: Eukaryota; Viridiplantae; Streptophyta; Magnoliopsida; Poales; Poaceae. The record is from the annotation of a GenBank genome assembly.